This is a messenger RNA of Brienomyrus brachyistius, 3238 nucleotides long. RefSeq names its product LIM homeobox 9 (gene lhx9). Gene Ontology annotation, biological process: neuron differentiation; regulation of transcription by RNA polymerase II. The coding region runs from base 305 to 1492 and encodes 395 amino acids. The record is from RefSeq and is a predicted model, not a curated record. Gene Ontology annotation, cellular component: nucleus. NCBI's taxonomy places the organism in Eukaryota, Metazoa, Chordata, Actinopteri, Osteoglossiformes, Mormyridae. The transcript is spliced from 5 exons. Gene Ontology annotation, molecular function: RNA polymerase II transcription regulatory region sequence-specific DNA binding; DNA-binding transcription factor activity, RNA polymerase II-specific.
CUGACCUUAAAGAACUCGGAACAGUGAAGGACGUCAGGAACUGUUGAAAACGCAAAAUACCAACUUUCGCGACUAUUACCAACCACCAGCUUCUAACUCCCGUUGCCUUAUCAUCUGGACUAUACUUUUUUCCUGCAAUACAUGGUCGGAAAAUAACUGGUGCGAAUUAUUUUCCCCCACACACAAAUUUCCCUAGUAUUGUAAUUUCUCCACUCACUGGCACAUGAACGGAGGCGAAGAUUUGCAUCUGUGUGGAUCUCUCCUUCUAGAUCUAUUCGGAUGAUCUGAGGCUGCGGAGCUGUAUAUGGAAGUUGUGGGUUGCACAGCGGAAAAGAGCGGUUGUACAUUGCGUCCAUCAGCCAUGCUUUUCCACGGAAUCUCUGGAGAGCAUAUUCAAGGAAUCAUGGAGGAGAUGGAAAGGCGAUCUAAAACGGACUCUCGCCUAGCCAAAGGCGUUCAGAUGAACGGAAGGGAGACGAGCAUGCCUUCAAUGAACCAGGAGAAGCCGGCCCUGUGCGCCGGUUGCGGAGGUAAAAUCUCCGACAGAUACUAUCUGCUGGCCGUGGACAAGCAGUGGCACCUGAGAUGUCUUAAGUGUUCUGAAUGUAAACUUGCCCUGGAGUCAGAGCUCACUUGUUUCGCAAAGGACGGCAGCAUUUACUGCAAAGAGGAUUACUACAGGUUCUCUGUGCAGAGAUGUGCCCGCUGCCACCUCGGCAUCUCGGCCUCGGAGAUGGUGAUGCGCGCCAGGGACUCUGUAUACCACCUCAGCUGCUUCACUUGCACGACGUGCAGCAAGACCCUGACCACCGGCGACCACUUCGGCAUGAAGGACAGCCUGGUGUACUGCAGGCUGCACUUCGAGAGCCUUAUCCAGGGCGAGUUUCACUCUCAGAUGAGCUACUCGGAGCUGGCAGCGAAAGGCGGCGGCGUGGCGCUGCCUUAUUUCAACGGCACUGGGACGGUGCAGAAGGGGAGGCCGCGGAAGAGAAAGAGCCCCGAAAUGGCCUUAGACAUAGGGAAUUACAGCUCCGGUUGCAAUGAAAACGAAGCUGAUCACCUUGACCGGGACCAGCAGCCUUACCCGCCCUCUCAGAAGACCAAACGUAUGCGUACGUCCUUCAAACAUCAUCAGCUCCGCACCAUGAAGUCCUACUUUGCCAUUAAUCAUAACCCUGAUGCAAAGGACCUAAAGCAGCUUGCCCAGAAGACUGGGCUGACCAAAAGAGUUCUUCAGGUUUGGUUCCAAAACGCAAGAGCGAAAUUCAGAAGGAACGUUUUGCGACAGGAGAAUGGGGGUGUUGAUAAGGCCGACGGCUCCUCACUUCCUCCGCCCCCAUCCGACAGCGGCGCUCUCACCCCCCCCAGCACUGCGACCACACUAACAGAUCUGACCGAUCCCUCAAUCACUGUAGUGACUUCAGUAACCUCUAGUCUGGACAGUCAUGAAUCUGGGAGUCCCUCGCAAACUACCUUGACAAACCUUUUCUAACAUUUUUUGUUUGUUUGUUUGUUUGUUUUUUGUUUGUGUUUUUUUUACAAUCAUGGACAGAUCUUGUGAGAGCAAAUAAAUAAAACAGACAUACAAAACAAGAAUUCUGGUGUGUAGCAUUUGCGACCACUUGGCAGCUGAGUUCGUAGCUAAUUCAUUUGUCGAUAAAUUGGCAGCAUAAGGAAGAAUAACUUCUCUACGCCACCACAGACGUCUAAAAAGGAAAAUUCAUAUGCUUAGGUAUUGUAUUUGUAAAUUUGACUUUUAUUAUAGAUAGACACAGGCUAUUUCCAGAAUAGAUAAAAAAAAUGUACAAGAAUAACAUCUUAUUCUGAUAUGCGAUUAUGUGAAACAUUGUUUAUCUUGGAACUUUUAAAAACUUGUGUGUAUGCAGUACCUGUUCUGCAGUACCUCAGCAUUAACGUGAAAGAAUGUUAUAUAUUAAGCUGCGGUGGAAUAUUAUAUUGAUUUUCAAGCCAUUCUGUGUUUCUGUCAUGGACUGGGAAUUCACAGAAUUAAAGAGCCUCCGUAUGCAGGCAAUCAAGCUGUUGUCUAUACAUUUAGCCUGAAUUCUACUAGAUAAUGACAGGCUAUUGUAAAACUGCAAGGCAAAGGAAUAUUAACAAACUUCAUUCGAAAUUUGAAAACUCACUUAGGUGUUACACAACCGUAAUUUUAAACUCAAACGCCAGGUGGAUUGCUAACUUACAUUAUGUCUUGACGGGAAGGUAGGAGUAUUUAUCUGUCUGUGCAGUGGUAAUUGUUCAACAGAUUAAAAAAACUUCACACCUGACAUCAUGAAUAGUUCAAUUGCAUUGAAAAUCACUCACCAUAAUUCUAAUUGGAGGUCUCAGAUUUCAGAAGGGGGGGGGUGGGACAGAGGCUGGGCUGUGUUGAUUUGAGGUCUCGUGUUGGUUGUUUUUAUGUUAGUGCCCUUUUAUGGAUUUGCUGACCUCAUUAUAGUACAAAAAAGUCGUGGUGAAGUUAUCUGAGUUUCGAUUGCCAGUGGUCUUACUCUGACGCUCUGUUGCACAGAGACAAAUAUACUGCCCAUGUGAAAGUGCAUUAUUAUCAUUUUGCUCAGGGUGUUUAAUAACAAAGCAUAAAAAAGGUGGAGGAAGCUGUAGUCAUUUAGGGUGUAGAACUUAUAAUGACUCCAGAGAGUCAGACAGCUUUCCGUGAGCCAGUUGGAAAAAAGAUCAUCCACAUUCUAUGUUUUUGGACAUAAUUCUUUCACGGACACUUGCCACUGAACAGACCAAAAACAUGCUUCUUCUGGCUAAUGGUUUAACAGAACCUUUCAUUGUAAGUGUCAAACUUUGUUCUUUUGCGGAACAAAAUGGUACUAUAGAUCUACUUCAUGAAGUAGAAGCCUAUCUCAGUUCUACGAUGUGCCUUAUGCCUAACUUGGAGGGAAGUUUGUGAAAUUCAGGACACACGGUGUUAUUUGUCAGCUGAUACACAUCCUUUUAAUGCCUCACUAGUUUUGUACCAUUUUAAUUACUUACUUUUUAUGGUAUAUCCUGUUAAAAGGGGACAGCGAUGUCAUAGAAAGCAGUUGUGCACUCUGAGAUAUAGUUGGUUAAUCCAAGAAUCUUAUAUAUUGCCCUUUGUGUUUAUAGUACAGUAUUGUUCUAACAAGAUUGUCCAUGUUUCUUUGUUUCUUGGUAAAAAAUGGUGUAUAGAAACUAUUCCCCCGUAAAUAUUUAUGGACCAAACGGUUGUUACAUAUUACAUUUGUGUGAA